AUGACUGUCAAAUUGAUAUCACUCAGAUUAAUUAUUGGAAUCGUCAUCGGCAUAGGAGUUGACAGAAUAUGGACAAGUGUGACGUCUAGAGAGUCUCAUCAGAUAGUUACCGGGGUUACCGAUGUGAUGACACGUUUCAUGCUGCAAGAAAAGAACUACUCUUCAAAACAAAACGUUGAAAUUGUUGAAAAGCGUCCAAAAGAUCUUCAUACACCCACGUUCAAUAAUCAUGACAAACUCUUUCCAUAUGACAAAUACACUCUUUUUGGUAUGGAAUGGAAAAGCAUGGCGGAAGAGUUUGAACUGGCUUACAGUAAUUUAAACAGAGAAGAUGUAACAAGGAUUCAACCUUUCUCUAUUGGAACGAACAAUUUUGGUGUGUCAUCGACGACUCACAGUAGGGUAUAUUUCCACGACGACACGCAUGUCACAAAAGGAGGACACAUCCACGUCGUCAUAGAGACAUUUGAUAAAUACGGCAAUCAACGUAAAAAGGGCGGUGAUAUGUUUGAAGCUGUUAUGUCCAAUGAAAAGCUGGUCAAAAGUACGUCAGGGCGUGUAACCGAUUAUGGGAAUGGCACUUAUUCUGUGCAUUUCUACGCUGCCUGGGCAGGAGAAGCCAAUAUAUCAAUUUUCAUGCGAUUCACACGAGAAAUGUUACAAUUUAUAAACAAAGAACGAUCGGGUGAGGGACACAUGGAAUGGACAGGUGUUUAUAGCGCAGGUCGCGAUACAGAAGAAGUCGACUGUAAGAUAAUACGAGAUGGAACAUGGGAGGAUAAAUGUAGUUAUAAAAAUCGAAACUCGUUUGCCAGCACAAUGUUCGUUUGUGACAAACCAAAAUCAUUCACCUGCAAAGAGUUGAUUAGUGUUAACCCCACACCGACUAAUGUUAAAGAUGAAUCUGUACAGGUAGAACGCAAACGUGCAUCAUAUAUAUUUGCAAGUCGUCAAAAGAGUAUACUUGCCUCCACGCCCAUGAAGAUCAAGAUCAAAGAUUCCUCAUCCAUCCUUCCACCGCUGCCACUCUGUGGUCCUGACUUACCAGUUCCUAUUUCGGAUGGAUACUGGACAGACAAUGUGACGUAUGUAUCUCUCGUGUGCAAAAGUCAACACUGGAAUUCUGCACAAAUUGAGAAGUGUUUGUCAAAUGUCUCAAUCAAGAUGUUUGGAGACUCAACAAUUUUCCAGUUAGGUCAAUCGAUCAGAGCAAAAUACAACCUCGGUGACUACACAAUAGAGCCUAAAGCAUACUUUCCUCUUGGUCCUACCUUCUUCAAUAUUAGGCUUGAGAGCGAGUUUCUUGAUACAAUUACGAAAGAAAUGUGUGAAUCUCGUCCAACAGUUGUUGUAAUGAACAUUAUUUUCCAUUAUUUCACUUGGUCCAUUCCUUCAUACUUGGACAGACUUUAUGCCACCAGGUUUUCAGUGGAGAGACUUUUAUCGCGUUGUCCGACAGUCAAGGUGUUCUUACAAACUUCACAUCCGGGAAUUGAUUUUGAUGAUAUGCAAACAUAUUUCAGCGGUCCGUGGGUUGGCUUUGACAUGGAUCGUAUGAUACGUCGUGUUUUUGGUGGCAUGGGUGUCUACUUCCUUGGUGUCUCGCAAAUGACAUCAUCUCACUUAAGUCGGAUUGAACUUCACUCAAAUCGGUUAGUAAUCGAUGAAAGAGUAAAUCUAUUGCUAUCUUAUAUUUGCCCAACACAAGUUGAAUCAGUAUGA
Saccoglossus kowalevskii is the source of this 1722-nucleotide messenger RNA. RefSeq names its product NXPE family member 3-like. The record is from RefSeq and is a predicted model, not a curated record. NCBI's taxonomy places the organism in Eukaryota, Metazoa, Hemichordata, Enteropneusta, Harrimaniidae.